Cornus florida is the source of this 3230-nucleotide messenger RNA. Its product is annotated as putative receptor protein kinase ZmPK1. NCBI's taxonomy places the organism in Eukaryota, Viridiplantae, Streptophyta, Magnoliopsida, Cornales, Cornaceae. The record is from RefSeq and is a predicted model, not a curated record. Bases 520 to 2916 code for a protein of 798 amino acids. The transcript has a single exon. Gene Ontology annotation, biological process: recognition of pollen; protein phosphorylation. Gene Ontology annotation, molecular function: ATP binding; protein serine/threonine kinase activity.
GAGUCCUACCAGAAGUCUUUGGACUCCCCUCUCCAAUAUUUCUUGCAAGUCUUCCAUGGUAUCUGGUAGUCCAAAGACUCAUUCUUGGUUUUACAAAAUUUAUUUUGAAGGACCUCAAUAAGAAGAUGAAGUUCACGAAUAUGACUACUGUAUUAUCAUAAUUCUAUAAAUUAACUUCUACAACACGGACAUCAUUAUGGAUUUAACCUAUUGGAAAAUUCAGGUGUGUGAGCAAUUAUUUUUUUUUAUAAAAAUAGCAUAGCAACGCAUAUUUUCUGCAAGCUUCAUCAUUUGUCUAUGAGACCUAUUUUUCUCAAAGAAACAAUAAAUUUGGUCAGACAAAAGAAAGCUGCCGUGUUAGACUAUGUGGAAACUUUGGGCAGUUUCAUCAACAAUGCUCCUUGGUAACACAAUGUUUUCCUUCUUUAUGUAUAUUCAUUAUACUAUAUAUAAUGCUAAAAAAAACAUAUUAUUUUCAACCACCAAAUACCAAGUUCUGAACCAAACUCUUGAACCAUAAUGAGAAACCAAACUCUUUCAUCUACUUACCGUUUCAUUCCUUUCUUCAUUCUCAUCUCUUACUUCUCUAUUUCUUCAACUUCAGAGGUUCAGAGUUAUUUGGAGAGAGGUUCUUCUCUAUCAGUUGAGGAUGACUCAGGCCUUAUUACCUCCCCAGACAAUUCAUUCACUUGUGGCUUCUAUAGUGUUGGAAGCAAUGCUUACUGGUUUGCAAUUUGGUUCACAAAUGCCAGAGACAGAACAGUUGUUUGGAUGGCUAAUCGAGACAAGCCUGUCAACAGCCGGGGUUCCAAGAUAUCUCUACGGCGAAAUGGAGCCAUGGUGUUGGCCGAUAUUGAUGGCUCAAUUGUAUGGGAGACUAAUACCACCUCCACUGAUGUUGCUCGAGCAGAGCUUCAUAACACAGGCAACCUUGUUUUGACAGACCCGAAUGGUAAAAUUCUCUGGCAAAGCUUUGAUUUUCCAACUGAUACUCUAUUGCCUUCUCAGAGCUUUACAAAGAGCAAGAAGUUGAUAUCUGCAAUGAAAAAUGGAAGUUUUGCUUCUGGUUACUUUAGUUUACUUUAUGAUAAUGAUAAUGUAUUGAGGUUGAUCUAUGAUGGGCCUGAGGUAUCAAGCCAAUAUUGGCCUAAUCCUGAUUAUGAUGUGUACCGAAAUGGAAGAACAAACUAUAACAGUAGCAGAAUUGGUCUGUUAGAUGAUAUGGGUGGCUUUCAAUCCAGUGAUAGGCUUCAUUUCAAUGCUUCUGACAUGGGUUUUGGUAUCAAAAGACGGCUAACAAUUGAUUUUGAUGGGAAUCUAAGGCUUUAUAGCUUGAAUGAUUCGACAGGAUGGUGGGAUAGAACAUGGCAAGCUCUUACACAGCCAUGUAAUGUGCAUGGGAUAUGUGGGAGAUAUGGGAUUUGUGUUUAUACACCAGAACCAUUGUGUUCAUGCCCUCCUGGUUUUGAGGUAAGAAACUCAACUGACUGGAAUGAAGGUUGCAAACCAACGUUCAAUCGAACCUGUUCAAACUCUGAGCAGGUGAAAUUUGUAGAGCUUCCCCACACCGAUUACUGGGGGUUUGAUCUUAAUUUUACCACAUCUAUCUCACUAGAAGAAUGUAGGGAAAUCUGCUUGGGGGAUUGCAGUUGCGAGGCAUUUAGCUAUAGGCUUAUAGGAUAUGGACAAUGUUACACAAAAAGUGCACUUUUCAAUGGAUACCAGUCUAUAAGUUUUCCAGCCACUAUAUACUUGAGGCUUCCGACAAGUGUGCAAGCAUCAGAACCCACAAUCCUAAAUGGCUCUGAUCCCAAAUGUGGAUCCAGUGUACCUGAAAUUGGGGUGGGUUCUCCUUCCAUGUAUGAGUUAAGUAAAGGAGUGAAAUGGAUUUAUCUUUAUUCGUUCUCUUCAGUAAUUGGAGCAAUUGAGCUUAUGUUUUUCAUAGGCGUUUGCUCUCUUUUCGGAAGAACUGGCGUGCCCAAUAUCGUCGAAGAAGGAUAUUUGGUUCUAUCAAGUCAGUUCAGGAAGUUUAGCUACAGAGAGCUUAAGAAGGCAACCAUGAAUUUCAAGGAAGUCCUAGGAAGAGGAGGCUUUGGGGCAGUUUAUAAGGGUGUAUUGGCAGAUGAAAGGGUGGUGGCGGUGAAGAGAUUGGGAGAUGUGCUACAAGGGGAAGAAGAAUUUUGGGCAGAAGUGAGUACAAUAGGAAAAAUCAAUCACAUGAACCUAGUGAGAAUGUGGGGAUUCUGUGCAGAAUUGAGGCAUAGACUCUUAGUCUAUGAGUAUAUCCAAAAUGGUUCAUUGGACAAGCACUUAUUUUCCACAGGUUUUCUUGGAUGGAAAGAGAGAUUUAAAGUUGCAAUAGGGGUAGCCAAAGGUUUGGCCUACCUUCACCAUGAGUGUCUAGAAUGGGUUAUCCACUGUGAUGUGAAGCCUGAAAAUAUACUUCUCGACAGUGAUUUUGAGCCCAAGAUUGCGGAUUUUGGGCUAGCAAAACUGUCUCAGAGAGGUACCCCGGGAUCAGAGGUCUCUCGCAUUCGAGGGACAAAAGGGUACAUAGCUCCAGAGUGGGCUCUGAACCUUCCUAUCACUGCAAAAGUGGACGUCUAUAGCUAUGGAGUUGUGAUUCUAGAGAUUCUGAAGGGAAUUCGGCUUUCGAAUUGGGCGAUAUUAGAGGAUGAUGAAGAACAGGAGCCGGAGCUUACAAGGUUUGUCAGGAUGGUGAAGAGGAAAAUUCAAUGUGAAAAAGACUCUUGGAUAGAGGAUAUAGACGUGGAUCCAAGAUUGAGAGGACAAUUUAACAGGUCCCAAGCCGUGAAACUGGUUGAAAUUGGCAUUUCCUGUGUGGAGGAAGAUAGAAGCAAGCGACCAACAAUGGAUUCAGUACUCCAAGUUUUACUAGAAUGUGAAGAUGCCUAGAAAAUCCAUGCUCCAGACAAGGAGUAAUGAAAUUUCAGCUACAAGUGUCUUCUUCUUCCUUUUUUGUUUCCGUUUAUUUGUUUGUUUGCUUUUGUUAUUUAUUUAUUAUUUUUUUUUUAAGGCCUUUUAUUGUGUGAUUGUGAACAAUAUAAACGUUCAGCCAGUGUAGCUGAGUUUACUGUAUUUUCAAUAUGGUUGGGAGCAGAAAAAAAUGUACCUAACUUGAUGAUGCUUUUCUAUGUGUUGUGCUAUAGUAAAUUCCAUGUAAACCAAGAUUUUGUAAUUGGAUAGUUAAUGACAAUAGAUCAGGAAGU